AGUCGUAGUGACCAAACCGGCGUGGCCUUGGACCGAUAUUUGACAACAACGUACCCCCGGCGGACGGACGGUUUCGAUUCGUGGAGCCGGCAUUCUGUCGCUCAGUUCGUGGCCAAAGUUCUAGCGAGCAGCAUCCUCCUCUUCGUCAGUGCGUGUUCCGUGUGUAGUGUCUUCUUCCCUUUUUCGUUUUUUCAAAAACCCCAGUUGGUGUUGGAGCAAAAUGGCGAAUCCUAAACAAGAAAUCCAAUACACCAAGCUGUUCAUCAACAAUGAGUUUGUGGAGGCGAAAAGUGGCAAGAGCUUCGCGACACUGAACCCCGCCACCGGCCAACCAAUCGUAAGCGUCGCCGAAGGGGACAAGGAGGACGUGGAGGUGGCGGUACGUGCGGCAAAGGCAGCGUUCGCACGGAGCGCCCCUUGGCGUCAGCUGGAUGCAUCGGCCCGGGGUCGUCUGUUGAACCGGUUGGCGGAUCUGAUGCAGCGCGAUACGGACACGCUGGCCAACCUGGAGUCACUGGACAAUGGCAAAACGUUCGGCGAUUCCGUGUUCGAUAUCGGUUGCGCCAUCGAUACGUUCCGGUACUAUGCCGGUUGGGCGGAUAAGAUCCACGGUGCUACGGUCCCGUCGGAUGGACCCGUCCUGACGUACAUCCGGAAGGAACCGGUCGGUGUCGUGGGUCAGAUCAUCCCCUGGAACUAUCCGAUCUUGAUGCUAACGUGGAAAUGGGCACCGGCACUGGCCGCAGGUUGUACGCUCGUACUGAAGCCGGCCGAACAGACGCCACUGAGUGCAUUGUACAUGGCAGCGCUCUCCAAGGAAGCUGGCUUCCCGGACGGAGUGAUCAAUGUGGUGAACGGAUUCGGACCGACGGUCGGUGCUGCGCUUGUCGCCCAUCCGGAUGUCCGGAAGGUCGCGUUUACCGGUUCGGUCGAGACGGGACGGCUCAUCCUGAACGGUGCAUCGACCUCCAAUCUCAAGAAGGUAUCGCUCGAACUCGGUGGCAAGAGUCCGCUCGUCAUCUUCAACGAUGCUGAUCUGGACGAAGCGGUCGAGAUCGCGCACAAUGCCAUCUUCGCCAACCACGGUCAGAACUGUUGCGCCGGAAGCCGGACGUUCGUGCAGGAAGGCAUCUACGAUGCGUUCGUGGCGAAGGCCGCCGAGAUGGCACGCCAGCGGAAGGUUGGUGAUGCGUUCCAGGAGGGCGUACAGCAGGGACCGCAGGUGGAUGACGAUCAGUUCCGGAAGGUGCUGGAGUACAUCGAAUCGGGACAGCAGGAGGGCGCCAAGCUGCAGGCCGGUGGUAAACGGUUCGGAACCGUCGGGUACUUCGUCGAGCCGACCGUUUUCUCCGACGUGGCCGAUGAGAUGCGCAUUGCGCGGGAAGAAAUCUUUGGACCGGUCCAGAGCAUCCUCAAGUUCCGAACGCUGGACGAGGUGAUCGAGCGGGCCAAUGCGACGGAGUACGGGCUGGCGGCCGGUGUCGUCACUAAGGACAUUAAUACCGCUAUUACCUUCACGAAUGCGGUCGAGGCCGGAUCGGUUUGGGUCAACUGCUACGACUACGUCGUACCGACGACGCCCUUCGGUGGUUACAAGCAAUCCGGUAGUGGCCGCGAGCUCGGCUACAGCGGUAUCGAGCUGUACCUGGAGACGAAAUCUGUCACGAUCAAGCUACCGGCCAAGGUGUGAGAGAAAGAAGACCUUCACCAGCCCUUGCAGCCGGAUGCGCGAGAAUGCGGGAAUCCAAUAAAAACAAAACAAAAA
Messenger RNA from Anopheles darlingi, 1765 nucleotides. RefSeq names its product aldehyde dehydrogenase 1A1-like. Lineage: Eukaryota; Metazoa; Arthropoda; Insecta; Diptera; Culicidae. The record is from RefSeq and is a predicted model, not a curated record. Gene Ontology annotation, molecular function: aldehyde dehydrogenase (NAD+) activity. The coding region runs from base 221 to 1690 and encodes 489 amino acids. The transcript has 4 exons.